AAAAUGGCGGCUGCACCGUCAAAUUUGGGGACACAAUUCCGCAAAGAACUGUCCUGCAGCAUCUGCCUGGAGCUGUUCACCAGGCCCAAGGUGCUGCCCUGUCAGCACACCUUCUGUCAGGACUGUCUACAGGGUGUUGCAGGGUGGGGAGGGACCCUCCGGUGCCCAAUCUGUCGGCAACAAGUCACACUGCCACCUCAGGGGGUCGCAGGUUUGCCAGACAAUCUUAUAGUGGCUAACAUGUGUGAGAGGUUCCAACAACAAGCUACAACAUCAGAGGAAACAAGGGAACAGCCCCAGUCUGGAAACAGGUGCAGUUUUCACCCUACUGAUGUGUACAGAAUGUACUGUAAACAAUGUCAGAUGCCAGUUUGUGACGAGUGCAUAGAGGGGGCUCAUAAUCGUCAUCUUCUAACAACCAUCAAAAAAGCUGCACAGGAAAACAGACCUACAGUCCAGGCCUUGAUCCAUGAGGGGAGGAACAUUCUGGAAAGUUACUGUGGCUUCAUCAGAGGUCUGAGAGAGACUGAGAAAACCCUGAAUAAACGGAAACAGCAGACAGACAAUGCUAUCACUCAGGCUUGCAACGAACUCUUGGCAAAAGUGCAACAAAAUCACCUGGAAAACUUGGAGAAAAUACAGACUGAACGGGACCGAGUGUCAGCAGAUGUCAAUGAACUGUCUGCUGCCUGUGAUCGAGCAGAACAAGAACUGCAGCAGGGAGGGGUCGAGUUUCUCAGUCAGCAAACCGCUCUGACAGAGGUGGUAGGAAAGUACAGAGGAAAAGCAGCACCAACUCCUGUACAAACCCAGCCUGCUGUCUUUCAGCCCUCAGACACCCCCGUGCCAGUAUUGGGACAUGUGACGGUCCAGUCUCUCCCAUCUGCACCAAUCCCAGCAGCACCUGCAGCAAGGGGCACAGGUCAUCACCAUGGUAACCAAAGGCAAGAGGAGCCUCAGCCCCAGAAGGUGACAUUUGGUGGAGAGGGAUCAGGAACAGGACAGUUCAAGGAUCCAAUUGGUGUUACAGUGUCAGAUGAAGGGGAGAUUUUUGUAGCAGACAACGGGGAGCAGGGAAUCCAAGUCUUCACCCUGCAGGGAACGUUUGUCCGACAGUUCCCAACAGUCGUGUCAGGUGAAGUGGAGAUAAGGCCAGAUGAUGUGGCCCUGGACGGGGAGGGGAACCUGUGGGUGGUGGGGAACUCAGGCUCUGGUGAGUUUGCUGUACAGUACAACAACCAGGGCAGGGUGCUGAGGAAGUUUGACCUACAGGAGACAGGGUGGUACAGAGGAGUUGCUGUGGACACCAGGAGGAACCACAUCCUCAUCACACAAACCACAGGAGACUGGGGCAACCCACAUGUUGAAGUUUUGGUGUUCAGGCCAGAUGGAACACUUGUGAGAACUGUGGGUCAGCAGCAGGGGAUGGAGGAACCACAGUACAUCACUGUGGACAGGGAGGGGAACAUUCUUGUGUCAGACUGUGAGAAUCACUGUGUCUUUGUGUACAAAGAGGACGGACAGUUUCUGUUCAAGUUUGGAGGUGAGGGAAGUGGUGAAGGUCAGCUGAUGUCUCCCCGUGGCAUCUGUACAGACAGGGCAGGGAACAUCAUCGUGGCAGACAGUGAAAACAGACGUGUGGAGAUGUUUGACAAGACAGGAAAAUUCCUCAAACACAUCGCUACAGACAUGGAGAUGCCAUGGGCUGUUGCCAUGGCAACACAGGGACAGCUGCUGGACGUUUGGCUGGACAUCAGCAUGAACAACGUGCGUCUGCCAGCCCUCUCCAUCCCUGAACCAGACUAUCAUGGUUACCUGAGUAAGCUGGGCUACGUGCACAAAGUCUGGCGUAGGAGGUACUGUGUGCUGAAGGAUGGAUGUUUGUACUACUACACUGACUACAACUCUAAACGCGCCAUCGGCGUGGCCCAUUUCCAUGGUUACCGGGUGGAGCCCAUGGCGACAGGGGGGAAGUCUCACGCCUUCUGUUUGACCCCGCCUGACCCCGACAUCCGGACCUUCUACUUCAGCGCAGACAACGAGGCCGAGAAACUCAAGUGGAUGGAAUGUCUUGCAGACUCUCUCGGCCGCUGGAUCAAGGUGGACUGAGGACUUCUGUUUCUUAACUCACUAGGUCAUUAUCCUACAAUAACACCCUGUAUUAUCUGGGUAUUUAUUUUACUAGGUCAUUAUCCUGCAAUAACACCCUGUAUUAUCUGGGUUUCUAUUUUACUAGGUCAUUAUCCUACAAUAACGCCCUGUAUUAUCUGGUAUUUAUCUACAAGUAUCUAUUUUUAGUACCAGCUUAUU
Branchiostoma belcheri (Belcher's lancelet) is the source of this 2310-nucleotide messenger RNA. RefSeq names its product tripartite motif-containing protein 3-like. NCBI's taxonomy places the organism in Eukaryota, Metazoa, Chordata, Leptocardii, Amphioxiformes, Branchiostomatidae. Gene Ontology annotation, molecular function: zinc ion binding; protein binding. Bases 4 to 2109 code for a protein of 701 amino acids. Gene Ontology annotation, cellular component: extracellular region. The record is from RefSeq and is a predicted model, not a curated record. The transcript is spliced from 4 exons.